Messenger RNA from Phycodurus eques (leafy seadragon), 1773 nucleotides. RefSeq names its product coagulation factor VII. Lineage: Eukaryota; Metazoa; Chordata; Actinopteri; Syngnathiformes; Syngnathidae. Bases 25 to 1419 code for a protein of 464 amino acids. Gene Ontology annotation, molecular function: calcium ion binding; serine-type endopeptidase activity. The transcript has 8 exons. The record is from RefSeq and is a predicted model, not a curated record. Gene Ontology annotation, biological process: blood coagulation; proteolysis.
CUUCUCUCAUGAUACUGCUAUGAUAUGCUGCUGUAUUCUGCUGUCGCUCCCCAGCUGGAGUUCUGGUUCCGAUACACAAACUUGAAUCCGUGUGCGACCAAUCCAUGCGUGAAUAGUGGGAAGUGCAUGCUGGAGCGAGGACACUUCCUGUGUCUGUGCCCACCCCGUUACCACGGCAGCACCUGCCACUUGGAAGUUUUGUCGUGCGGCUAUAGAAACGGCGGCUGCCUGCAGUACUGCACAGACCUGCCAGGGGGCACUGGUGUUCAGUGUGGAUGUGCUGAAGGUUUCCAGCUGGAUUCUGAUGGACAAAGCUGCUCCAAGACAGGUUCCGCCCACAUCUGUGACAUCAUUUCCUGUGGCGAACAUACAGACACACUAUGGUUUGUCUUCUGCACGCGCUCAGUGGCGUUUCCCUGCGGUGUCCAGCAGCCGGCAGCAUUGCAGCGAGGACGUUCCCUCUUGAGGCUCUCUGAUAAUACCAACGACACUGUGGAAACUGACACCAUCUUGGAGGAUGCCAAUUUCACCGCAGAUAUGGGCGCCUUCUUGGACGACACCAUUGUCACCAUGGAAACAGACGCUAUCUUGGACGACACCAACGUCACCGUGGUAAUGGAUGACAUCUUAGAUGAUGACCACGCCAUCCGCUUCAAUUGGACUCACAAUGCCGACCAGCUACGCAACCCUCGCAUUGUUGGGGGAGCCCUGGCGAGACCGGGAGGAAGUCCCUGGCAGGUUCUCAUCCGCCGUGCAGAUGGUCACGGUUUCUGCGGAGGAACAUUGGUGUCCGACCGCUGGGUGGUCUCAGCUGCGCACUGCUUCCAGCAAACUGCCCACCACGUCACCAUAGGCGACUACGACAAGCAGCGUCGUGAUCCUGGCGAGCAAAGAAUUUCGGUCGAGCAGGUUGUGCUUCAUCCUCACUUCCAUGAGUUCACUAUGGACUCCGAUGUGGCUCUGCUCUACCUGGCCCGGCCCAUCGUCAGGGGGCCCACCGCCAUCCCUGCUUGCCUGCCGGAUCCCCACCUGUCAAAAUACCUGCUCAAGGAGGACAACCGGGGCCUGGUGACAGGAUGGGGGGCCACCCAGUACCUGCGCCGAUCCUCCCGAUUCCUCAGGAAGGUGGCGCUCCCGGUGGUCAAACACCGCACCUGCACACAGUCUACGGAGCAGGUGAUCACAGACAACAUGUUCUGCGCAGGCUACGUGGAUGCCGGCAUGGACGCUUGCAGCGGGGACAGCGGCGGUCCCUUCGUGGUCCACUACCGGGGAACCUGGUACCUGACGGGCGUGGUCAGUUGGGGUGAGGGCUGCGCUGCCAGCGGCAAAUAUGGCGUGUUCGCACGUCUUGGAAACUUUCUGACCUGGAUUAGGACCACAAUGGACAGGGUGGACCGGAAUGCAACGCGCAGUUGAGCCUUCUCUUCUUUUAAUGGAUGGAUGGAAGAAGUGGGCCAGGUCAAGUGUGGAUGUGUGUACAGUGAACUACCUAUUGCAGUAUUUUAGUAAUUUUUAUAUGACUGUAAUUACAGUAACAGGGUUGCGAAUCAAUGUGAAUGUUAACGUUUUUGCUCAAGCGUACAUGCUAGCUUUGUUAGCUGCUAUGUUAACUAGUCAAGAACAAACUUAGUUGCAACAUGUAAUAUAUAUAUUAUGUAAUAUAAAAAAAUUCUAAAAUUUUGAGGCCAAUGUCCUAACCACUCAUUCACUGUGCAAUUAAAAAAAAAAAAAAAGGUUUGAUAUUAGUAGGCUCUGUCUUUUCUGAUCAUG